This is a messenger RNA of Phymastichus coffea, 4024 nucleotides long. It is a transcript of the gene anchor, whose product is annotated as integral membrane protein GPR155. The record is from RefSeq and is a predicted model, not a curated record. Lineage: Eukaryota; Metazoa; Arthropoda; Insecta; Hymenoptera; Eulophidae. Gene Ontology annotation, cellular component: membrane. The transcript has 12 exons. The coding region runs from base 570 to 2954 and encodes 794 amino acids. Gene Ontology annotation, biological process: intracellular signal transduction; transmembrane transport.
AAUCGAUGGUUCAAAAUAGCACGGCCUGUUGCAUCAUAAUGAACCAUAUUAAAUGAUUGUAAUACAGUAUCAAAGAGAUACCGAAAAAGCUAUCGUAUACGCAGAACUUGAGCUCAAGACGUUUUACGAAUUAAUACUUUCGCUGUCGAUAUAACGUACAGCAGUACUGAAUUGUCGCGAAUUUUAUGAAUCACGAUCAUGUGAGCGAAAUUUGCUCGGUUGAAAAUUCAUAAUAAUCGCGGGCGCAUGAGCACAACCGAAAGAGACAGACUCUAUUACGGGCGAGCUUUUGAUGUCUCUUUCCUUCAUCCUUACCUACAGCUAUUGGUGCUCGUUGACCGUCAGCUGCUGGCUAUCUGCUACGUGUCUGCUGCAGCGAGGGCAAUGGAGGCUAAAUUGGAAUAUCACGCGCUUUGAUCGAUCAUUCGUUACAUUACUAAAGUACUAUCCUAAAAGUUCCUCUAGAAAUGUUGCUGAUUAUACGAAGAAUAAUGACCUUGUAUCGUAUAAUAUUUAAUUUUUGAUACACUUAAUGAGUUAAUAAAACAUGCACUAACACUACUGUAAAAAUGGAAAUUACAGUUAACCAGGAGGCUGCACCCACAGAUAGUCUAUAUCUAGCAUUGGUACAAUGCUUUGUUAUUAUUCUUUGCGGCUAUAUUGCAGGAAGAUUACAAGUAAUUACAAAACCAGAAGCAAAUGGUUUGAAUACCUUUGUUGGAACUUUCUCUUUGCCUGCACUCAUAUUCUUGUCCAUGGCUAAACUUGAUUUUUCAACAGUUAACUACAAGUUUUUAAUAGCAGUGUUCAUAUCAAAAAGCAUAGUAUUUUUUGUUGUUUUAAUCAUUUCCAUUGUUAGCACCAAACCAUCCAAUUAUGGACGUUCAGCUCUUUUUGCCAUUUUUACAACACAAAGCAAUGACUUUGCUAUUGGCUAUCCAAUGAUAAAUGCUCUUUAUGCCUCAACACAUCCUGAGUAUUCAGCAUAUUUAUAUUUAGUAGCACCAAUAUCACUAGUUGCCUUGAAUCCCAUUGGUUUUGUUUUUUUGGAAGUGGCUAAGCGCAAUGAAGGAGUAGACAAUCGUACUGAAAGAAGUAAUUGGGACAUGCUUAAAGCAAUUGCCAAAGGGAUUGCUUUAAAUCCUAUACUAGUUAUGACUGUUCUCGGAAUCAUUGGAAAUCUCAUAUUCAGUCAUAAGUUGCCAGCUUUGCUCGAAGUUGUUCUAGAAGUCCUUGGAAAUGCAUUCUCAGCAAGUGCUCUCUUUUUGCUUGGACUCAUGAUGGUUGGCAAAAUUCACAAGCUCAAGGGUGUAGCAUUAGUAAUACCAGGAAUUCUUAUUUCUGUUAAGCUUCUAGUCCUUCCAUUAGUUAUUAGAGAAUCUGUGAUACUAUUGAAUGCUGGAGAAAAUGCCACUGACACAUCUGAUUUGAGCACUUUUGGUUUUCUCUAUGGAACCAUUCCUACUGCUCCAGCUUUAUUUAUUUUCACACUGCGUUAUAAUAUUGAUAUUGAUCUGAUUGCUUCUGCUAUGGUUGUGUGUACUUUCCUGUCUGCCCCUUUGAUGUUUAUAUCAGCAAAAUUAAUAAGUGCUAUCGAAGGAGAAGUAUCACCUUCAGAAUAUACCAACCAACUCAAAGCCUUCUCAUUUGACACAAGUGUAGCUUCAGUGGCAGCUGGCAUUUGGUUACUUAUCUGCUUUUUACUAAUCAAACGAAAAAGGCUUAAAAAUUCAACUCAUCAGUGUACCUUGUGUCUCAUCAUAGCCCAGCUGACAACUGGAGUAGGUGUUAUCAUAUGGACAAAAUUAGGGGCUCACGGUGUAGCAAGUCUUCUCUGGUACAUUCAGUUUACUUUAAUUACUGUUGGAAUCUAUGCCAGUCGUUUUUGGACAGCGGCUAUUGGCUUAACAUUAUUAUUUUUAAGUUCUCAAACUGACGUUUUUGUUAAAAAUUUAUUAAAAUACUUUUAUUUUGUGUGUUGGGGAGGUCCAUUGAUUAUAAUAAGCAUAAUGUGCUUAGCAGUUUCUCCAACCAACCAAACAGAUUCUGAACUGAAAAAUCCUAAUUUUCAAUUUGGCAGAUUACAUGUAGCAAUUACAAUUUUUGUUUUACUUUUUUGCUUCUUUGUUACAUUAGGCAGUUUGGUAAUGCGGCAGAGGUAUCAGCGAAGAAACAAUUUAUCAUCUUCUUAUAGUAGUUUAAUACCGACUGUGACAGAAUCAAACAGAUUACAUUCAAGAAAUGUGAUUGAUGUUGAAGAUCUUGUGUCCCCAGAAAAUCCAUCAAAUGCACCAACAAACGAUUGCGUGAACGGAUUGUGCGGAACUGGCGAUAAUUAUGAUUGUAAUAGAACAUGCGAGUACGACGAAGAAAACGAAGCGGAAACCGAUGAUGAUCCCGAAAUUUUGAGGCAUGUGGUUCUUUUGAUUCUACUUCUGUGCUCCAUGUUCAUUGGCCUUGCAAUGUCUGUAGCAACUCUGAUAAUGGAACAAAUGUCUGGUAUUUAUGCGGAGCUUGCCUUUUUGGAUGUUGCUUUGGGCUUUGGUCAGUCAUUGAUAGCUUUUGCUAUAUUUGGUCUUGAUCCUGGACUAGGCAAACUGGGCUGCUGGUUGAGAAACAUGUUACGAAAAUGGAAAAUGGAUAAAGAGCUGCAGCUUCCCGACGAAGAUUCAUUGAGUCCUGAAGCCAAAGCUUUCCGUGAACAAUUCCAACGUUGUCAUUUAGAAAAUUGUCAAGCCCGUAUUGCAGUGUGCCGAAGGAGUCUGCUAAGGACGUACAACGGCGUUUUUACUGGCAGUGACCUCGUCAACUGGUUUUUGGAAGCUGGUGUAGCGAAAAAUCGUGAUGAAGCAAUAUACUAUGGCCGUUGUCUUCUAGAUAGUAGAGUUCUUAAUCACGUAGACAACACUCAGCACUUUCACGAUCAAAACCUUCUUUACAAAUUUCGAGGCUGAAUUGUAUUAUUAUUUAUUAGUACAUAUGCACAUUUUAUAUUUAAAAGAGUAAUAAUUUUUUAAACACUCUAUUGUGUGUUUUAAUUCGUGCAGAUUAGGUACUCUUUUAAAAUUUAUUUAUUUACUUAUUAUUUUUAGUAUCAAAUUUACGUUUCUGAUCAAAUUUUACACUAUCCUUAGGAUCCUAGAGUAUAACAACUAUAUAUCGAAAUAGUUUGAGAAUACAGAAAUUCUGUGAUUCAUUGAGUGAGAUAAAAGAGAUGAAGUUAAUUUUUUUAAGGUAAUCAUUUUUCAGAAUGAUAUAUUUUUAUAACAGUAUGAAUUUUUCAUACUAAACUAUCAAACUGUUAUAAAUGUAAAAAAAAUGUGAUGUCUAUCUGAAUGAAAGUUACAAUUUACAUAGAAAAAUGAUCAACCAUGUUUUAAAAAUAACUUUAUUUAUUGUAAACACAAGUAACUUCUUUGAAUUGUUUCUAAUACAGCGCUGGCGCUAAUAUUUAAUUGUUUACGCCGUGGUAUUGCUUUAUAAUAUUCAUAUAGAACAGAAAAGAGAUUUUAUGAAUAUUAUUAUUCCAAUUAAAGUUGAUAGUUUACAUUUUCUUCAUAGUAUUGCACAUUUCUUUUUUAUUUAUGAUGUGCUGAAAUAACUAAUAAGUUCCAUGCUCAAGUAGCCAAAUAAAAGAAAGACUUGUAAAACUGAAUGUUUUAGAAUACUAAGAUGACAAAAAUAUCUCCAUAUCUUAAAUGAUAGGAUAUACUUGUACCUAAAUAAUUUGACUCUAAGAGACUUUUGAUCUUAGUGUUUUAUUUAAAGUUUUAAUAUUAAAUUAAUUUUUUUUUGUAUUUGUCUGCUUACGUUUAUUGUAAAAAAUGUUGUUGCAGAGCCUUAGCUAAUUAUAACUAUUGUGUGUCAUAAAAUAAAAAGGGUAAAGCAAAUUGAUAGAAAUUUUCUUAAAAUGGAUUGAAUAACAGAUAAGAGAUUAGAAUCCUUAAACAAAGAUUAUAUUAACUAAAGACAAUAAGAAAAUACAAUGAUUGUGAUUGUAAAUGUAAAUCUGGCAAAUUUAAUA